AUGGCUCCGUUGCUUCCCUCUGUGGCAAAUUCAUGGGAAACCGUCAUUGCUACCCUCCGAGAGCAGGACCUCCACCAGCGACUCCUCAGGUCGUGGCGAGAUCCCGUGGAGGGCGAGUCCCUCUCGCGUCGACGAGAGGACGCCGUCGGGGAUGAGUCCAUCCCUUAUUGUGCAGCUUCUGGACAGCUUGUUAGUGUUGAGAAAUCAAGUGUAUUCUUCAGCGCAAGCACGGAUGUCAAUGUGAAAGCAGAGGUUUGCUCUACUCUGAAUAUAAUGACCGAGGCAUUAAAUGAUAAAUAUUUGGGGUUACCUGCAACACUGGGCCUAGAUAAAAGUGACAGCUUCCAGUAUUUGAUUGAUCGCCUUAUUCAAAGGCUCAUGGGAUGGAAGGAGAAGUGCUUAUCCUUUGGAGGGAAGGAGGUCUUACUAAAGUCAGUAGCACAAGCUAUACCAACUUACGCGAUGUCGGUCUUUAAAAUUCCUAAAAAAGUCUGUAAAGGAAUCAUGGAUGCGAUGUCAAGUUUUUGGUGGGGUGAUGAUGCUACGCAGAAGAAAAUGCACUGGUCUGGCGGCUGA
Aegilops tauschii subsp. strangulata is the source of this 576-nucleotide messenger RNA. NCBI's taxonomy places the organism in Eukaryota, Viridiplantae, Streptophyta, Magnoliopsida, Poales, Poaceae. The record is from RefSeq and is a predicted model, not a curated record.